This is a messenger RNA of Aspergillus steynii IBT 23096, 4587 nucleotides long. Its product is annotated as putative xanthine dehydrogenase HxA. The record is from RefSeq and is a predicted model, not a curated record. The transcript is spliced from 4 exons. The coding region runs from base 290 to 4372 and encodes 1360 amino acids. Gene Ontology annotation, molecular function: 2 iron, 2 sulfur cluster binding; iron ion binding; FAD binding. Lineage: Eukaryota; Fungi; Ascomycota; Eurotiomycetes; Eurotiales; Aspergillaceae.
GCGAUCCCCGCACAUGGCGAUAACGAUGGCGGGUCAUCGGGGAUCUUUAAAGCUGCGCUUCCUCCUUCUCCUCCUGCAUGGAUGCCCUAUCCUGAUGUAUAUGACUUGUCACCCUUUCAUCUGCGGGGACCCUUCUGUCUUGCUCCUCGGUCCUUUCCUGUGAUCCCCGUUCUUAUAUACUCUAUCCGCCCAACACUGAUUCCUACUAUUUACUUCGCUUUGCUCGCCACUCACCUUCCUUGGCAGGGACCGUGAAACUUUCAACCCUUGGAGUGGAAGUAUACACAAGAUGGCACCCGGCGUCUUAGAGUCCCCAGUUGCAGCAAUCGUCCCUGAUAAGGUUGGCUCGCUGCUCCAGCUGACCGACGAUUGGGAUGACACUAUUCGGUUCUAUCUCAACGGCACCAAGGUCACCCUCGAUUCGGUGAACCCCGAAUUUACCCUCUUGGAAUAUCUGAGGGGAAUAGGCUUGACUGGUACUAAACUAGGAUGCGCAGAGGGAGGCUGUGGUGCUUGCACAGUGGUGGUAUCGCACACGAACCCAACGACUAAGAAGCUCUAUCACGCAUCUGUCAACGCCUGCAUUGCCCCCCUGAUUAGUGUGGAUGGCAAACAUGUCAUCACGAUCGAGGGAAUUGGGAAUGUGAAGAAUCCCCAUGCGGUUCAGCAACGGUUAGCGGCGGGCAACGGAAGCCAGUGUGGCUUUUGCACUCCAGGAAUUGCAAUGAGUCUCUACGCCCUACUACGAAACACUCCCGAGCCCUCUGAACACGCAGUCGAAGAAGCUUUUGAUGGAAACUUGUGCCGUUGCACAGGCUAUAGACCAAUUUUGGAUGCUGCCCAGAGCUUCAAGGCCAAAUCCAAUGGAUGUGGAAAAUCGACCGCUAACGGAGGAGGUGGCUGUUGUAUGGAGAAGCAAAAUAGCGCGGGAGGUUGCUGCAAGGGCUCAUCGGAAACCACGGUCACUGACCCCAAUGCUCCCAAGUUCACGCCUCCCGAGUUCAUCAAGUACAACCCCGAAACUGAAUUGAUUUUCCCGCCCAUGCUCCGAAAGCACGAAUUCCGGCCGCUGGUAUUUGGCAACAAGAGAAAAAGAUGGUAUCGGCCGGUCACUCUGCAGCAGCUCCUGGAGAUUAAGCAUGUGCACCCAGACGCAAAGAUCAUUGGCGGCAGUACCGAGACGCAAAUUGAGAUAAAAUUCAAGGCAAUGCAAUAUCGGGCGUCUGUUUACGUCGGUGAUAUCCAAGAAUUGCGCCAGUACUCGCUGCAUGAUGACCACUUGGAAAUCGGUGCCAAUGUCUCUCUUACCGAUUUGGAGACGAUUUGUGAUCAAGCCCUGGAGCGGUUUGGAGUCGUGCGAGGCCAGAACUUCACGGCAAUCAAGAAGCAGCUUCGUUACUUUGCAGGAAGACAAAUCAGGAAUGUGGCUUCCCCAGCCGGCAACCUGGCCACCGCCUCCCCUAUCUCUGAUCUGAACCCGGUGUUCGUGGCUACAAACACCGUCCUUGUGGCCAAGACACUCGGUGAAGAAAUCGAAAUUCCUAUGAGCCAGUUUUUCAAAGGGUAUAGAACCACUGCGCUUCCUCCCAACGCCAUCAUUGCGAGCUUGCGCAUCCCGACAGCGGCUGGGAGUGGCGAAUACAUGCGGGCAUACAAACAAUCAAAGCGGAAAGAUGAUGAUAUUGCCAUAGUCAACGCAGCCUUGCGCGUGUCGCUUUCCUCAGCCAACGAUGUGAAGAGCGUGAAUCUCGUUUUCGGUGGCCUUGCUCCGAUGACAGUCUCCGCGCGGAACGCAGAGACUUUCCUAGUCGGUAAAAAGUUUACAAAUCCUGCGACGCUCGAAGGAACAAUGGUAGCCUUGGAGAAAGAUUUUGAUCUGAAAUUUGGUGUUCCCGGAGGCAUGGCGACGUAUCGCAAAUCCCUUGCUCUUGGGUUCUUUUACCGAUUCUAUCACGAUGCUUUGGCCAGCAUGGAAGUCAAGGACACGGAUAUUGACCAUGAUGUUAUUGCUGAAAUUGAAAGGGCGAUCUCUUCAGGAGAGAAAGAUAACGAAGCGUCAGCAGCGUACCAGCAGCGAAUCCUGGGAACGGCUGGCCCGCACGUCUCGGCUCUGAAGCAGUCCACUGGAGAAGCCCAGUACACCGAUGACAUCCCCGUACAGCAGAACGAAAAGUUUGGCUGUAUGGUUCUUUCGACCAAGGCGCACGCCAAAAUACUUAGCGUUGAUCCCACAGCGGCUCUCGAGAUUCCUGGAGUCUAUGAUUAUGUUGAUCAUAGUGACCUUCCAAACCCACAGGCCAAUUGGUGGGGUGCUCCUAAUCCCGAUGAGCAGUUCUUCGCGGUCGAUAAGGUGACGACGGCCGGUCAGCCCAUCGGCAUGGUCCUUGCAAAUUCGGCAAAAAUUGCGGAGGAGGCCUCGAGAGCUGUCAAGGUCGAAUACCAAGAGUUGCCAGCGAUACUCACCAUGGAAGAAGCUAUCGAGGCCCAGUCAUUUUUCGAACAUUCCCGUUUCAUAAAACGAGGUGACACGGAACUCGGUUUCAAGAAGGCUGACCACAUUUUUACCGGUGUAUCCCGUAUUGGUGGCCAGGAGCAUUUCUACCUGGAAACCCAGGCCUGCGUUGCCAUUCCAAAGCCCGAGGAUGGAGAGAUGGAGAUCUGGAGUGGCACGCAAAAUCCCACUGAAACCCAGACAUAUGUUGCGCAAGUCACCGGCGUGGCACAGAAUAAGAUUGUAUCUCGCGUGAAGCGUCUCGGUGGAGGAUUCGGUGGCAAGGAGACACGAUCCGUUCAGUUGGCAGGUAUUUGCGCGACUGCAGCAGCGAAAACAAGAUACCCGGUUCGAUGUAUGCUCAAUCGCGACGAGGACAUUGCCACCUCGGGGCAACGCCAUCCGUUCCUUUGUCACUGGAAAGUGGGGGUGACUAAAGAAGGCAAAAUUCUUGCCCUGGAUGCGGAUGUGUAUGCCAAUGGCGGUCACACUCAGGAUCUCUCGGGUGCAGUCGUGGAACGGAGCUUGUCUCACAUUGACGGAGUUUAUAAUAUCCCUCACGUCCAUGUCCGCGGCCGUAUCUGCAAAACAAAUACGGUCUCUAAUACCGCAUUCCGCGGAUUCGGUGGCCCCCAAGGGUUGUUCUUCGCCGAGUGCUAUGUUACCGAAAUCGCGGACCAUCUCAAUAUUCCAGUUGAGAAGGUUCGCAUGGACAACAUGUAUCGACCUGGCGAUAAGACCCACUUCAAUCAGGAGUUGAAGGAUUGGCACGUUCCGCUGAUGUAUAAACAAGUUCUGGAAGAGAGCUCAUAUGCAGAACGACGCAAGGCCGUUGAGGAAUACAACAGGAAACACAAAUGGUCCAAGCGUGGAAUGGCGAUUGUCCCUACUAAGUUUGGGAUUUCCUUCACGGCCUUGUUCCUGAAUCAAGCUGGAGCCUUAGUCCACAUCUAUCAUGAUGGAAGCGUUCUAGUUGCCCAUGGAGGAGUUGAAAUGGGCCAAGGGCUGCACACGAAGAUGACGAUGAUUGCGGCUGAAGCCUUAGGUGUCCCUCAGUCCGACGUGUUCAUUUCUGAGACUGCUACAAAUACCGUCGCCAACACAUCUGCCACUGCUGCCUCUGCCAGCUCUGACCUCAAUGGUUAUGCCAUUUUCAACGCGUGCGAGCAAAUCAACGAGCGUCUCAAGCCAUAUCGGGAGAAGAUGCCUGGCGCCUCUCUAAAGGAUUUGGCACAUGCGGCAUACUUCGACCGCGUGAAUCUUUCGGCUCAGGGAUACUACCGCACGCCUGAUAUCGGCUAUGUCUGGGGGGAGAACAAGGGUCAGAUGUUCUUCUACUUCACCCAGGGUGUCACAGCCGCUGAGGUUGAGAUUGACACCUUAACUGGAGACUGGACUCCCUUGAGAGCUGACAUCAAGAUGGACGUGGGGCGCACUAUUAACCCCUCCAUAGAUUAUGGGCAGAUCGAGGGAGCAUAUGUCCAAGGACAAGGGCUCUUCACCACGGAAGAAAGUCUCUGGCAUCGGGCCUCAGGCCAGGUAUUCACCAAGGGCCCUGGAAACUACAAGAUCCCGGGCUUCCGUGAUAUCCCCCAGAUCUUCAACGUCAGUCUACUGAAAGACGUCGAGUGGGAGAACCUCCGGACGAUCCAACGUUCUCGCGGCGUCGGUGAACCUCCCCUUUUUAUGGGUAGUGCCGCGUUCUUCGCCAUCCGGGAUGCUCUGAAAGCCGCGCGGAAACAGUGGAAUGUCCACGACGUCCUCAGUCUGCAGAGCCCGGCAACGCCCGAGCGGAUCCGAGUCAGCUGCGCGGAUCCCAUCAUCGAAAGGGCCCGAGUGCAGCCCCAGGAAGGAGAAAAGAGCUUCUUCGUGGAAAUAUAAUCCUACUGUGAGCAUGUCCUUUGGUUGUGAUUGUUUUGUACAAGUUUGUCGGUAUACCUACGCUUCCCACUGUCAUGAGUUACGAACCUGUUUGCUGCAUAGACCGCCGCCCAGCGACUUUUUGCGACUGUGACUGCCUGUAUUACUUUUCUUGCAAUAUCUUUCUUGGUUGUAUUCUCGGGUAUUCACUCGCAUAUGGAGACAGUCCGAACUUG